AGGGGGGGAGCCCGCGCGGCGCCGGGGCCCAGGCGUCUUCUUUCCGGGAUUCGCUUCGAAGAUGGCCGAGCCCGAGUUGCUGCUCGACUCCAACAUCCGCCUGUGGGUGGUCCUGCCCAUCGUCUUCAUCACGUUCUUCGUGGGCAUGAUCAGGCACUACGUCUCCAUCCUUCUUCAGAGUGACAAGAAGCUCACCCAGGAGCAGGUGUCUGACAGUCAAGUCUUGAUUCGCAGCAGAGUGCUGAGGGAAAAUGGAAAAUACAUUCCCAAGCAGUCUUUUCUGACCCGAAAAUAUUUCUUCAAUAACCCAGAGGAUGGAUUUUUCAAAAAAACUAAAAGGAAGGUGGUGCCACCCUCUCCAAUGACUGAUCCCACUAUGCUCACUGACAUGAUGAAAGGAAAUGUAACAAAUGUUCUCCCCAUGAUUCUUAUUGGUGGAUGGAUCAACAUGACUUUUUCAGGAUUUGUCACAACUAAGGUCCCAUUUCCUUUGACUUUGCGUUUCAAGCCAAUGCUACAACAAGGAAUUGAGUUGCUCACUUUAGAUGCAUCCUGGGUGAGUUCUGCAUCUUGGUACUUCCUAAAUGUUUUUGGACUUCGAAGCAUUUACUCUCUGAUCCUUGGCCAGGAUAACGCUGCCGACCAGUCUCGGGUGAUGCAGGAACAGAUGACGGGAGCGGCGAUGGCCAUGCCUGCAGAUACUAACAAAGCUUUUAAGACUGAGUGGGAGGCUUUGGAGUUGACCGAUCAUCAGUGGGCCCUCGAUGACGUGGAAGAGGAGCUCAUGACCAAAGACCUUCACUUUGAAGGCAUGUUCAAGAAGGAGUUACAGACCUCCAUUUUCUGAAGAGUUGAACAGAUGCUUGACAUUUCCAGAAUAUCUUUACUUUUUAAGCAACACGUGUGAAAAAUACCUAGAAUAAGUAGGACCGUGUGCGGGGGGUACCCAGCAAAGGAAUAUUUGGGACUAAACUUGUUCCAUUUUUCUGUUUAAAACUAGGGGGCUGUUUAGAUGACUGCCAGCAGGAGGUUUCACAAAAAAGUAAAUUUGGUUUUCCUGCUUAUAUUUUUAUUUCUGAUAGUCAGGGUCGGUAAAAGGAAAAUCCAAGCUGGUAAUAACAUGGGGUAAAAUUAUCCUUUUGAAGAGAAGCGUUGGGAAUUACAAGCCACAUCCGUCUUAUGCCUGUAAUCUUCCGUAUACAUUCUGCAUACAUCAAAAGAACAGAAGGUACUUAUUAACUGCACCCUAACUAGCCACAUGGUAAAUGCUGUCUGGAUGUAACUUUUUCUUUGAUUAAAUGUAGUAAGAAAAAGCAGUGUGUUCUUUUUACUUUAUAGUCACCUUGUUCAUUUAAUAAAGAUGUAACUAACAACA
This is a messenger RNA of Tachyglossus aculeatus (Australian echidna), 1375 nucleotides long. RefSeq names its product ER membrane protein complex subunit 3 (gene EMC3). The coding region runs from base 62 to 847 and encodes 261 amino acids. The record is from RefSeq and is a predicted model, not a curated record. Gene Ontology annotation, cellular component: membrane; EMC complex. Lineage: Eukaryota; Metazoa; Chordata; Mammalia; Monotremata; Tachyglossidae. Gene Ontology annotation, biological process: protein folding in endoplasmic reticulum. The transcript has 9 exons.